Messenger RNA from Xylona heveae TC161, 447 nucleotides. RefSeq lists its product as hypothetical. Lineage: Eukaryota; Fungi; Ascomycota; Xylonomycetes; Xylonales; Xylonaceae. Bases 1 to 447 code for a protein of 148 amino acids. The transcript is spliced from 2 exons. The record is from RefSeq and is a predicted model, not a curated record.
AUGUCCGCCACCAGAAACACCGAAGCUGUUGCUCACCAGACUGGUGAAUUCAGCGCUCACGUCCCUCGCGCUGAGCCCAUGACUACCCACGGUCACCAACCUGGACGGAAGUCUGGUCCCAAUGACAACGUCGAGGAGUACCACGCUCACACCCUCCCCGCGGGUACUGCUCCCCCGGAGCACACUUUCCAGUACCAGACUCAGGGCGCCAUCCCCGGCCAGGAGGCUGGCGAGCUCACCUCUGCUGCCGACACCCUCGGCGGUGCCACCUCUGCUGACGUCAACACCGGCUACGGUCACCCUGGCCAGGGUCAGACCAGCUCUGAGAAGCACCAUGGUGGACAGCACCAUGCCACCAAGGCCAAGGAAGGUCUGACUGGCACUGGUGUGUCUGGUCUUCCUGCCACCAACAACCCCGUCCACGGCCAGCACUUGGACCGCCCUUAA